Molecule: messenger RNA, 3160 nt
Organism: Actinia tenebrosa (Australian red waratah sea anemone)
Lineage: Eukaryota; Metazoa; Cnidaria; Anthozoa; Actiniaria; Actiniidae
Product: A.superbus venom factor 1
Cellular component (GO): extracellular region
Molecular function (GO): protein binding; endopeptidase inhibitor activity
Source: RefSeq, a predicted model, not a curated record
UUAAGUUUCUCUUCCUCUGGAUGACGUAUUCAUAUAAACCCCUACACGCUAUUGAGAAAACUAGUUCAUCGCGAGGCAAAAGAGGUUGCAACAUGAAGAUGCUCUUGUACAUCAUUCUAUUUACUGCAGCUAGCUGUGCAUCAGCUCAAAGUUAUUUUAUUUCAGCUCCAAACGUCUUUCACGUGGGUACUCCAGAAAAUGUCUCUGUUACCGUCUUUGGAAUCAAUUCCCCGAUAACAGUACGACUUUUUCUUCAAGACUUUCCACAUAGGAGAAAAACUUUCUCUCCCGUUCAAGCAGUAUUUCAAACAGAUGUUCCACAGUUCCUCACAGUCAGGGUUGAUCCUAAGGACAUUCCUGACCAAGGAGCGUUAGAUAAACAAUACGUUUAUCUCGUUGCCAAAUCUGACGAUCAAACAUUACGAUUCCACGAGGAAACCAAAAUACUGCUUAGUUUCAAGGAUGGCGUUAUCCUUAUUCAAACCGAUAAACCCAUCUACACACCGAAACAAAGUGUCAAAAUCCGUGUUAUACCGCUUGGUUUUGACCUUAUGCCCACCACAAAAAAGAUUACGGUGGUUGUUAAGAAUCCACAAGGCAUAAGAGUUCAGCAGUGGAAGAAUCUAGAUACGAAGACAGGCUUUAUUUCUAAAGUACUUGACCUCGGGGAUUUUGUUCUUAAUGGUAACUGGACAGUACAAGCAUUUUAUGGGCACCAGUUCAUCCACAACACAUCGAUCAAGUUUGAAGUCAGAGGAUAUGUAUUACCAACAUUCUCCGUCAAGAUCACCGGUCCUUCAGUGAUACUUCCUACUGAUAUAUCAAUUACUGUGGGCAUAGCAAGCAGUUAUACCCAUGGAAAGUCCGUGGAAGGAACUUUAGCAGUUCGCAUCAAAAUUGUUGGCAUGAAGCAAGAACCCAUUCUUAUAAGCUCCUUCAGAAUGCGAAUUCUGGAUGGUUUUGCAACAUUAACGAUCAAACGACGUCAUAUAAUGGAUUUACCGGGCAACAUUUGGUUUCCCGAAGGAAGGCGUCUCGAAGUCGAGGCUGAUGUAACAGAAUCAUCGACUGGUAUCACUGAACAUGCAAUAGAAAACUCCAUCUUUUUCUCCUCUUCUAAAUACCGCAUCAAGUUCUAYAAAACAGCCAAAUACUUCAAACCAGGCUUACCGUUUUCUGUCAAGGUAAUAGCGUCUUAUCCUGAUGAUAAGCCUGCGCCAAACAUCGAUGUCAGGAUUUCCGCUAAGGCAAUAAAAAGCGACGGUUCAGAGACUGACGUUGGUCGACAUGCGGAUGACAUUAAAGAUGAGGCGAACAGAGAUGUAACAGGAGCAAACGGUCAGGCAGAGUUCGUUAUUGAUAUUCCACGAGAUGUUAAGACACUUAAAGUCAAGGUAGAAACAGCUGAAAAAGGUUUACCGCUGAACCAGAAUGCUGUCAAGGAACUAAUAACGCGUGUUUACACGUCCAAAAGUAAUGAAUAUUUGAUGUUGAGACAGACGAAGCCUGUUAGAGUUGGCAGGACCGUCUUUUGUGACGCAUUUCUCAGUUCCGGCAAAGUUGAUAAACUUUCGUACAUGGUCGUAUCUCGAGGGCAAAUCGUUGUCCAUAAUGUCGUAGUUAAGAAGUUUGGUGUGUCGGCAACAAUAAGUUUUCAAGUUACAAGUAUGAUGUCACCAUCUGCUCGCUUGGUUGCGUAUUACAUAUCAUCAGGCGGAGAAGUGAUUGCUGAUUCCAUCUUAUUGGAAGUCGACGAUUCUUUACCAAACCAGAUUCAAAUCAAAGACAACGAGCACGAAAUCACCAGAUUUCCAGCACUGGAGUAUACUGUGAACGUACUGGGGAAAAAAGGCACUCGUGUAGGGAUCCUCGGGGUUGACCAGAGUGUCUACUUAUUGCGCAAUGAUAAUAGAUUAACUCCAAAGCGUGUGUUUGACGAGCUAGAGAAUCUCGAUCUUGGAUGCGGAGUUGGAAGUGGCAAAGAUACGCAAGGAGUUUUUAAGAAUGCUGGCAUUGCUGUUAUUGCUCCAUCACUCGCAAUCCCUGGACGACAAGAUUUUAAAUGUGACGACUCUCUACCGAGACAAAAAAGAUCUGUCAACCAGAAUUCAGAUUUAGAUCCCCAGACGUUUUGCUGCAAGUUAGGCAAUGCCACUGACGAAAACCAAAGAAGCUGCAUCAGACGAGUAUACGAUUUAGACGUUCCUGAAUACACGGGCCAGAAACUGCGGGAAUGCAUAAGGCAUUUUUUAAAGUGUUGCGUAAGGAGAUUUGGAGCCAAAGACAUGGGGGCUUUAGCGAGAAGUGGAGAUUUUGGAGAUUUUGGAGACUUUGCCGGCCCCUCGGACGACGAACUAAUCGAGAUGACUCAAGUACGAAGCUAUUUUCCAGAGACUUGGAUUUACGAAGAAAAGGUUAUAGGAGAUGAAGAAAAUCACAUUGAUUGCCAGAAAUACUUGCAAAAGGACCAAUGUGGCAGGGCAAUGCUAGAAGCAACCUUACCACAUACCAUCACAAGUUGGGUUGUACAGGCUGUUGCUGUUUCUAACACCUCAGGAUUUGGAAUUGCAAAGCCGUUACAUAUAAAAACCUUUAAACCUUUCUUCAUGCGUUUCACGAUGCCAUACUCUGCUCAACUUGGCGAACAGAUAUCAAUCCUAGCCACUGUAUAUAAUUACAACAAAGAAGAAACAGCGGUAAAGUUUUACCUUUUCGGAAACGAGGGGUUCUGUUCAGCUGCUCCUUCUGAUGAAAGAGUACUACUGACUAAUAAAGAUGGAGUCAAAGUGAAGGCCGGUGGUUCGUUGUCAUUGCCCAUAGCCAUCGUACCUAUCAAGUAYGGAUUGGUCCCCAUAAAAGUUGCUGUCCUCGAUUCUAGAGCUUUUAAAGUCGAUAUUGUCGAGAAAAAACUCCUUGUAGUUGUAAGUAUGUCACCUUCAGUUACUAGGUUAAUAAAUUAAGCAGAUUUUCUCGUAUUCCAGUUUUUGGUUACAAAAGAACGUGUGAGAUUGCACCUGGUGUAUUCUUCUGUUAGCCACUAAAGCUGGGACCGGGGUGUGGUUCGAAAGUACGUAAAACGCACACAGCCUGUUCAAACCAAACCUGGAUCUGUUUCUUUAAUUGGCAAUAAUUGUCUAUAUACUAGAUGGUCAGUCAUGUG